CAUUCGUUUUUCCCAUACAUUCCAUUUGCUAUUUCGAGAGAGUUUUAUUUUUGACCUCUUUGUCGAUUGAACGACAAUAAAUUUGUUGGGUGUAAAUCAUUUUUAUUUUUCGAUACCAAUAUACAUAUAUAGAUACUUUAGUGAAUCUCUCUUACUCAUCAUGGAUGCACAAGCACAACAACCGCAAGAACAACAACAAACAUCAACAAAAGUGUUUACAGUUGUUGAAACCAGACAUUUAUUGAAAAUACUAAUGAAUCCGAAAACUUUGGCGAUGUUCAAAGAUAAUAAACAGUCACAUGCCUUCGUUUGGAAUUACAUCUUUAAGUGUAUGAAAAUUAAAUUUCCGAAAUUCGCCAAAAGCACAAGACAGUGUUACAAAAAAUAUGAGAAUUUAAAAGGAAAAUAUUUUGAAAUAAAGCGCGCACAAAUGAAUGGCGAACAGCGACCGUAUUGGUUAUAUUAUAAUGAAAUGGACUACAUUAUAAGCCAUUUUCCCGGACAUCGGCCGCGAAUAAAUAUUGAGGCCAGUAAUUCAGCAACAUCAACUCCAAACGCAUCAAAUACACCAAUUGACAGUGCAAACAAUGCAAACACAUCAAAUAAUUCAGAUUUCUCGGAUAUUAAGCCGGUACGGUCUUCAUUGUCUGCCACCAACAUGGAUUCAAAUGAUGCAAUAUUAACACCGUUUAUACCGAAGAAAAUUCAACUUUUAACCUUAAUCCGAAACACAAAACCAGCCGAUUUUGAGAAGAAAAGUGAUGGUUGGGAAUUGGUAUUGAAAAAAGCACAAAGCAAAGGACUAUAUCCAUUGAAUAAAACUUGGUUAGAUUUUUAUUACGAAAUAUGGAUUUCAAAUGUAGAUGAUACCAUUUCCAAGUGGGAAGGUUUCAGUACUGGCACACGGAUGGUUCGUUAUGAUGAAGCAGACAAAAUCAUGUUUGAUAUACUUAAAGAUGACUGGAAUGAAUUUGGCAACAAUUCAAAUUCAUCGAUUCGAAUACCAACACUUCGCACAUUGCCCGGCUACAUAGAAAAAUUAAAAGAUUUGCGACAAGAUAACAUAGUAUUAGAGGAGAUUGACAACAUUCUUCCCGAAAGGACUGACACUGAAUCGUCGAGGGAGGCACAUUUUGUGAACAAUACGUCGAAUAAAAGCAAUCGUUUAGAGAACGGUCACUGUUUUACCGAGCCAAUACACCAUCAGUCUUCGCCGGCCACAGUGCCGAGUCUAUUAAAUGCCCAUGAAUCGCCGCUCACUCAUUACAGACAACAAGCGUUACAAUUGAAAAAUCAAUUCAUCAAAACAAAAAUGUCGGCUUAUGUUGAGAAGCAUAAUCGAAAAUGUUACAAAAUGGAUUUGGAAUUGUAUAAAAUCGAAAAAGAAUUGGGAUUACCGCCGUCGGAAUUCACACAAAAAUUCUCACAACAACAACAACAACAACAAAUUGUCACUGAUCAUACAUCAAACCCGAAUCUCAAUCUACCAAUACCGUCGAUGCAUCCACAUCCACAACAACAACAACCACAAACGCAACAAAUAAUCAGCAACAAUUUACCAAAUACCGGACCACAAAUACAAACGGUAAAUGGUGGCGGCGCCAAUGCAAAUGCCGUACACAGCCUAAAUGAAACAUUUUUCAAUGUUGACAUCAAACGAGAAAUGAACUUUGACGAUGGCGGAAAUUUUGACUUUGUCUAGUAAUAAGAAUCUAUAUGAAAAAAAGAUAUAGCAUUUUAAGACAAAAAGAUUAUUCGAUGAGAUUUUGCUUCCAAAUUCACUUUAUAAAAGUAUUUUUCAUUAAACUUCAUUUUCUUUCUAUCUUGUAAGAUCCAAAUUGAAUUUUAUUUCUUUUUUCAAUAAAACUGAAAAUUGAAGUAUGUAUAAAUUUCGGCCU
This is a messenger RNA of Contarinia nasturtii (swede midge), 1898 nucleotides long. RefSeq lists its product as uncharacterized. The record is from RefSeq and is a predicted model, not a curated record. The transcript has 5 exons. NCBI's taxonomy places the organism in Eukaryota, Metazoa, Arthropoda, Insecta, Diptera, Cecidomyiidae. The coding region runs from base 161 to 1702 and encodes 513 amino acids.